Messenger RNA from Cynoglossus semilaevis (tongue sole), 1355 nucleotides. RefSeq names its product BCL2 family apoptosis regulator BOK a (gene boka). The transcript has 4 exons. The coding region runs from base 345 to 977 and encodes 210 amino acids. Gene Ontology annotation, cellular component: mitochondrial outer membrane. The record is from RefSeq and is a predicted model, not a curated record. Gene Ontology annotation, molecular function: BH domain binding. Gene Ontology annotation, biological process: regulation of apoptotic process; intrinsic apoptotic signaling pathway in response to DNA damage; extrinsic apoptotic signaling pathway in absence of ligand. NCBI's taxonomy places the organism in Eukaryota, Metazoa, Chordata, Actinopteri, Pleuronectiformes, Cynoglossidae.
AAUGUCUGUCAGACUGACAGUGAAACAGUGAGCAGGGCUGUUACGGACCAACAUGAAAACACACAGGACAGGACAGGACAUACCGUCUGCCAUUAGAACCGGGGGGAACGCUGAGGCGCAGUGAGAGUUGUUGAAGUUCUGAUAACUAUGUUUCUUCAGCCUCUGCUUCACAGAACUAUGUGCACGUAUCCAUCCUCGCCUGCGUAAGUGUCUAUAUUUCCUCCGCCCGUGCCGCCGGUGGAACGCAGCGGUGGUGGUGGUGAUAUCUUGGAGCCCCGGUCGAGCUGGGAGGCUACUGCGGGCGCUGGAAUUGAGCUUUGCGCUCUGCGGCGGAUGAGCCCGGCAUGGAGAUGUUGCGCCGCUCCUCUGUGUUUGCGGCUGAAGUGUUCGACCGCUCGCCCACCGACAAGGAGCUGGUGUCCCAGGCGAAAGCUCUGUGCCGAGACUACAUCAACUCAAGGCUGAAUCGUGUCGGUAUGGGCUGGACUAGCCCUGAACACGGACUAGCUUCAUCCUCAGGGACAAUGAGAGAGAUUUCAUCGGUUUUGCUGUGGUUAGGCGAUGAGCUGGAAUACCUCCGACCCAAUGUUUAUCGUAACGUAGCGCGGCAGCUAAAUAUCACUGUUGCCUCGGAGAGUGUGGUCUCUGACGCCUUCCUGGCUGUGGCGGCUGACAUUUUCUCUACAGGUAUAACAUGGGGAAAGGUGGUGUCCUUGUACGCAGUGGCGGGGGCCUUGGCAGUGGAUUGUGUUCGCCAUGGUCAUCCUUCAAUCGUCCAUACCAUUGUGGACUGCAUGGGAGAGUUUGUCCGCAAGAGUCUGACCUCCUGGUUAAAAAAAAGAGGCGGCUGGAUGGAUGUCACUAAGUGUGUGGUCAAUACUGACCCCAGAUUCAGCUCUCACUGGUUGGUGAUGGCUGCCUGUACCUUUGGACAUUAUGUGAAGACCAUUGUGUUGUACCUGCUCAGGGAGAAGUGACAGAAUUGGACCUAGACUGCACACUACACCACCAUCACAAAAGCCUCUGCACUGAAGACUCCACUGCUAUGGAUAAGGUUUAAACCUGUUUGCACUUCAGGUUUCAGUAGUGACCACAUGUAUCCUUUAGACAACCCUUGUUUCCUCUAUUUAUUAUUGGAGAUUAUUCUCUAUAUUUCAGCACAUGCCACAUGAAUGUACAAAUAACACCCAUUUCCAAUGUUCUUUCCAGUAAGAGCAGACAUUUUCGUGGCCUCUCUUUGAGGAGAACAUGGUUCGCAAAAGAAACUGAUAAAACCUUAAGCUUCUAAUUCAGUUGACUUUUCAACUGAACACAAGCCAACAUAAUGCCACAUGUGAAAUUGCAGCCUUCUAAUU